Molecule: messenger RNA, 638 nt
Organism: Thamnophis elegans (Western terrestrial garter snake)
Lineage: Eukaryota; Metazoa; Chordata; Lepidosauria; Squamata; Natricidae
Gene: TBCA
Product: tubulin folding cofactor A
Exons: 4
Coding region: 98-424 (108 amino acids)
Biological process (GO): tubulin complex assembly; post-chaperonin tubulin folding pathway
Cellular component (GO): cytosol; microtubule cytoskeleton
Molecular function (GO): beta-tubulin binding
Source: RefSeq, a predicted model, not a curated record
GACAGCUCUUAAUUCCUACACUAGCUAUAUACUGCUUGGGCAGCGCAGUUUCAUUUCGUCGCGGCUGGACAUUUUUGCUUACUCCCUCUGUCUCGCCAUGGCCGACCCUCGCAUCAGACAGAUCAAAAUAAAAACAGGCGUAGUAAAACGCUUGGCAAAAGAAAAGGUUAUGUAUGAAAAAGAAGCAAGACAACAAGAAGAAAAGAUUGAAAAGAUGAAAGCUGAAGAUGGAGAGAACUAUGCAAUUAAAAAGCAGACUGAGAUCUUGCAAGAAUCUCGAAUGAUGAUUCCUGAUUGCCAACGGCGACUAGAAGCUGCACAUUCGGACCUUGUUCAACUAUUAGAAAAUGAAAAAGAGUUGGAGGAAACUGAAGAAUAUAAAGAUGCACAAGCAGUCCUGGGAUCGAUAAAAUUAGAAGCCUAGGCUAAUUUUUCACCAAGUAAUGGAUAUGCUUCACUGUUGCUACUUUUUAUAUUUUGGUUAUUGCUGUAUAUUUGUUCUAGUACUAAUAAGAAUGAUAGUGUACUAAAAUUGUAUUUUAUGCCAUUACAAAUUAUUUAGCAAUUAUUGAGGAAAGCAAUGUAUAACCAUACAAGGUAAAAAUAAAAACUUAAAUCAAAACAAAAGAGCAUUUUUC